UGGUGUAAAGUCCACUGCUCGCUGUUGACUACUUGUCCAAAAGUAUCCUACAGGAUAGCUGCUGAAGUUCUGUUACACGAUAAUGGAGAUUUCAAUCUUUACAGUCGAUGCCUUCACCAACUUACCGUUCAAAGGAAACCCCGCGGCGAUUUGUCCACUCUCGCAUGCGCUUCGUGACGAGUUGUACCAAAGGAUAGCAACAGAAAUGAACCUGUCGGAGACAGCUUUCAUCACCAAAAUCAACCCGUCCGACAACUUCACUACAGGUUCCAGGUUCUGCCUCCGAUGGUUCACACCCACCAAAGAGGUGGAUUUGUGUGGUCAUGCCACUCUGGCUUCUGCUGCAGUGCUGUUUCAGCAUAUGAAAAACAUGAAUCCCACAGUGGUUUUUGAGACGAGGAGCGGAGAUCUUUCUGUCACCCGGUGUGGAGAACAAAUUGUCAUGGACUUCCCUCUCAAUCCACCCACCAGGGAGGAUCCUAAGGAAUUCAAAGAUAUCAUCAAGGCUGCUGUAGGGGAUCAUCCAAUCCAGGAUGUAUAUUUGAGUUCCAGCACUAAGAAGCUGAUGAUUCGCUUGGCUGACAGCUGUGACAGGUCCGUUUUGACCAGUCUUAAGGUGGACUCAACCACCCUUCUGUCCAGCGAGAGAAGUGGCAGAGUAACUGGGCUCAUCAUCACUAUAAUAGGAUCCCCAGACUGCCAGCCUGGCUAUGACUUCUACUCCAGAUAUUUUGCUCCAUGGAACGGUAUUCCAGAGGACCCCGUCACUGGUUCUGCCCACACGGUCCUAGCUAGUUACUGGUUGGAGAAACUUGGCAAGAGAAAGAUGCUGGCUUACCAAUGCUCCAGUCGAGGCGGAGAGCUGGAACUAGAAGUGAGGGAAGAUGGAAGAGUCAACAUUGCUGGGCGGACGGUCACCAUACUGCAGGGAACAAUCACAUUAUAGGCACAUUUCCAUGCGCUGAAGCAGGGUUGGGGGCCACGGGAGAAUCACCAUCGCGGGACACAACGUCAACACAUGAACAAAGCUCACGUUCACCAGCUGCUCUACUGCACGAGACACCACGCACACAUGGAAACAGAUGCAUAUAUCCAAGGCUCAGCGUUUUCGGUUUUUAAUUUUCAAAGCCACCCAGCAUGCCGUAUUUCUCCACAAGAGGACACUGUUACAUAACCUCACACGAACAACUUUUGGAUCCGCGGAAACAUAAAAACCUGGGUGAAAAUCAGUUUAAACCGAUCUGCUGCUUUUAAAAUAUCUGGGUAUAUUUCGGUGAAAAUUGGUAAAAACCAAAGAUGCUGAGCCUUGCAUAUAUCAUACCAUUUGAUAAAAUGGGAUGGAGUAAAUAAAUGGGGAAAUUGUACUGUUAAAUCUAAUUCAGUAUUAUUCAGCCUGCAGUGAGUCCAGAAAAGAACAGAAACUGUCAGAAUUUAAAUUAUUUAUUCACAUAAAACAAAUAAACAAUCGUAAAAAUUUAAAAAGGCAAAUUGUAAACAAGGCUCAGAUGUCAGAAAUCAGAAUCAGCAGAGGUAGAAUCAGUGGUAUUGUGGUAGCUAGACUUCAUUUGAAGAUCACUAUUGACUAUGGUGAAUGUAAUACAAUUUGGAAGAAAAAAAAGUCAAGAAAAUUGGAGAAAACUGGAGAGAUUUUUUUCUUGGAGAAAACGCCAAGAAAAUUUUAGGAAAAAAAAAGUCAAGAAAAUUGCAAGAAAACUUUGCAAAAUCAUUUUUCGUUGGACAGUACUUUGCAAUUAGCCACUUCAGGCUAUCGCCAGUAAGAACUGAAAUUGGUUACCAUGAUGCACCAGUAAGUGUCCUUUCUAAUCACGAUGUGUAUAUCUGAGUAACUGUGCUGCCUUCCAUUUCUUUAUUGAAAUGGUGAAACUGAAGAAAAAUUACUCCAAAGCCUUGCUUUUCUUUUUGUUCACCUGUAUUUUUGGUCCAGACUUGUUAUUUAUACACGUUGUGAAUGUGUCUUAAUUUUUUUUCAUAAUUUGUGUUAAAUUACUUCUAUAUACCCCAGCUCUAUUUUGCUUUUUUCCUCCCCAACUGUAUCCGGUCAAUUACCCCACUCUACUGAGCCCCCUCUGCCGACCCGGGGAGGGCUACAGACUACCACGUCUCCUCCGAUACAUGUGGAGUCGCCAGCCGCUUCU
Lampris incognitus (smalleye Pacific opah) is the source of this 2156-nucleotide messenger RNA. Its product is annotated as phenazine biosynthesis-like domain-containing protein 1. Bases 83 to 946 code for a protein of 287 amino acids. The transcript is spliced from 10 exons. Gene Ontology annotation, biological process: biosynthetic process. NCBI's taxonomy places the organism in Eukaryota, Metazoa, Chordata, Actinopteri, Lampriformes, Lampridae. Gene Ontology annotation, cellular component: cytoplasm. Gene Ontology annotation, molecular function: isomerase activity. The record is from RefSeq and is a predicted model, not a curated record.